AUGACGGGCCCGAUCCACACCUACGGUCCAAGCUGCGUGCUCGUAGAUGAGCCCGAGCGGACCGACUGCCAGUCCUCGUCACCACCAGAUAUCCAAACGCAGUUUUUUUACAUCUCAGCAUUGCCCAUCGAUGAUCCCCUGGCUCCCCUGCCACCCCCGGCAAACCAGGCAACAGGCACUGAGAGGCUGCCUCCGAAGCCAUUUUCGGCCAGGGAUAAUAUCGCGUUGGAAAAUGCGUGGCGGGACCUACGGAAAAGAAAAAAGAACGAGCCAGAGAGCUCAAAGCCCAGAUCCCAGGUGUCAAGUCGACCUUUCGGGAUAGCCGUGCCUGGUCGCGAGGUGGAGUCAAAUGUCCGACCGCGUCGCAAAACAGCCAGUCGACAUGAUCCAUCCCUAGUGGAGAGCCGAGGGAGCACGUUAAGCAACCCUUCUUCGCUCCUGGAUGAGCUGCAUUCUCGCAGUCACAAAAGUAACGUUGCGUUUGCUUCAAGCCCUACUGCGACGCGAGCACAGGAAGUCAGCAUUGAAGACCAUGAAGACUUUUCAUCGGACGAUUGGGCAAAGCAUGAAAUUCCGGCCAAUCCAGGAAUUGAUCGGAAAAGAGCGCGCUCUUCGCCGGUCAAUGAGUCUAGUGCUGCCAAGCGAAGAAGUAGUUCUCUACUGGAGGUCGAAAAUAUCGAUGAAGGUGAAGAGCUCGAAAGUCCACGAGACAAUCGUUCUCACAAUGCAAGCAUAAGUGGAUCUCCGUUUAUACGAGCACCCAUAUCUCAGUCUCAAACACCUUUAGGGCGCUCCUUUGAGUCAACUUCCUCCAAGGAAGGCGGCCAAGAAUGGCAAGCGGAAAUACGGACUAGUGCUCCAAGGAGUGCCCCGAAGCCAUCGGGCCUUAGAACUACUUUCAGCCUGGAUCAAUUGACGCAGGACUCCCAAGAGGACAGGUUGGAAGAGCAAGACACGCAAUCAAAAAUCCCGGUCGGGGUCUCCCGGCUUCAUUUAGUCGAAUUGCCAAAUUUGAAGGCAAGUAGAAUGACAUCCUGCCCAACGUCCGUUUUAAUAACCCCUCUUCAGAUGAAACCUAUUUAUUGGAGUCCUCUUCAGGAUAUCUCAAACGUAGUCCGAGCCACUUGGUUUUACAAGAAUACGAUGUUCCCUGUCGAGACAGAAAUCGCGAACAAGUUGGAAGAAGGAUACGUUGAGCUGAAGCCAUGGACCGAUACCUGGCAAGACGAGUUGAACAGCUGCGUGGAUAAUGGUGCCGAUGCUGAAAUGAAGAUCGUUCACCCGCUGUGGGCGAAAACUCCUACUCCGGUUGGUCAAGCUGCGAACACACAGGAUGGCCCAGGUGGAGAUACACCGCUAGACGACCCGGCCGAAUCUACGAACUUCGAUAAGAAUCAGGCUGCUGGUGGAGUUUCCGCUCAAACCGAAAGCAUCAAGCCAUACCUUACAUCCAGCGCCAUUUAUGUCAAUGCAACAGACGCCCAGGUGCUGCGGCCUAGCCUACUGCCUUCAGCAUCAAGGGGACGACGGCCUCUCGGCGCCAUCAGAAAGGGUCGACAGAUAGGCAUCCCCGUGGUCCGGGGCUUCAAUCGCCAGCUUUGGGAGCAAAUCCAUCCCUCAAAGACCAAUCCUAUUGACGUGCGCCACUAUAUCCGCAAGACUCAAUCAAGGGACCCUGCUAUACCAGGUGAACAGGUCUGCUAUGCCUGCAAGAUGGAAGAGUCGAGACCACCUCCAACUGACCUGGUCUUGGUUAUUCACGGUAUUGGGCAAAAACUCUCAGAAAGAAUGGAAAGCUUCCACUUCACUCAUGCCAUUAAUGCGUUCAGGCGGGAGGUCAACAUGGAGCUCAAUAACGAGCCUGUAUGGCCUCACGUACGCCAAGAUCACGGAGGUAUUAUGGUUCUUCCUGUCAAUUGGCGCACCAAGCUAUCGCUAGAUGACCCCGAUGUCGAAUCCGGCGUUGAAGAUCCAGCCAGCAACAACUUCUCUCUCGACGAUAUCACGCCGCAAACUCUCCCGGCUAUCCGAUCUUUGAUCAGCGAUGUCAUGCUGGACAUUCCCUACUACCUCUCACACCACAAGCCAAAGAUGGUUAAAGCGGUAAUACGAGAAGCGAAUCGUGUGUAUCGGCUUUGGUGCAAGAAUAAUCCAGGUUUCCAAGAGAACGGCCGUGUCCAUCUCAUCGCCCAUUCCCUUGGCAGCGUCAUGGCCGUUGAUAUACUCAGCCAGCAACCAACCCACGUCCCCCGUUUUGAAUUUUCCAACACCCCUUUGCAUAGCGAUAUCUUCGAGUUCGAUACUAGACAUUUGUUCCUCUGCGGAAGCCCAGCUGGAUUUUUCCUUCUUCUCAACAAGGCUAGCCUCCUCCCCCGAAAAGGUCGAAACAAACCAGGCAGUGAAGGCGACGAUCUCCUCCGAGGCGUCGCAGGAGAAGCAGGACAAUACGGCUGUCUUGCCGUAGACAAUCUGUACAACAUCAUGCAUACAACCGACCCAAUCGCCUACCGAGUAAAUGCAGCAGUCGACUCCGAACUCUCCAACACUCUCAAAAUGGGAGCAAUCCCAAGCUCAACCUCGACCUUCUGGCAAUCCUUCGGCAGUGUCUUCCGAUGGAGCUCCACGCCCUCCACAUUCAUGUCGACACCAACCCGGCCAGCAGCGGUCUCUAAACUCCCUUCCAACGUCGAGUUAGAAACUCACGACUUCACCCGUGAGGAAAUCGCAGAGAAACGCAUGCUCUUGCUCAAUGAUAAUGGCCAGAUUGACUACUACCUUUCAGGCGGUGGUGGUCCGCUUAAUAUUCAGUACCUUAACAUGCUGAGUGCGCACAGCAGUUACUGGACUCUGGGUGACUUUGUGCGGUUCCUUGUUGUGGAGAUUGCGAGGAAGCAGGGUAGGGAAGGGACUUUGGUUGCUUUUCGGGCGGAGAAGAAGAAGGGGUGGAAAUAUUCUAAGGGGUGA
Molecule: messenger RNA, 2964 nt
Organism: Penicillium salamii
Lineage: Eukaryota; Fungi; Ascomycota; Eurotiomycetes; Eurotiales; Aspergillaceae
Source: the annotation of a GenBank genome assembly